AUGUCCGGGCCGUCUACGCCUGGAUCUUCACACCCAGACCCUCCACAGCUCCCUUCAAUCCCUCGUCUCGCUCCCUUCGACUCCUCACCUCCUGCACCGCCCCACAACGCCGACGUCGACGCUCACACGGCGCGCACAGCGGGCGAGCGGAAUGCAGACGCAUCGCUGCCUCCCGAGCAUCCCGCAGACGACCUCCCGCCGACCUACGACGCGCUUCGCGCGGCCGAGCCAAACAACCCGCGCUUUGCGAGGUGGGGAGGAUGGAUCGAAAAGCGCGCCCAGGAGCGGCGGGCUGAACGACAAGCUGAGCGAGAAUCGGGCGCAGCGCAGCGCACGAGCUGGAACUUGCCGAACGACGAGCCUGAGGACUUGCGGCGAGAUCUGAGCGCGCGAUGGAGGGACAACGAGGCAGAGAAGCGGCUGUCGAGGGAGAGCGUUUUGCAGGUCGUCAAUGCGGACGUGACGAGCGCAUCGAUGCCGUCGUCGAGCCAGACGACGCGAAGGAGGACGGAGAGUUCGGCGUCGUCUGCUUCGACUUCUCGCUCGAAGCUGUCAAGGAACGUCGAGAUGCACCGUGUCGGGUCUCGCUUCGACUGCGGGAUACCUGAGCGACCGAUUUGCGCAUGCGUGCUACCCGGCGGAGGCGUAGUGAAUGGCGACGAGCGCUUCGUCCUGAUUGGCACGCAUACCGGCCUCUACCUCCUCGACAACCGACCUACCUCCGCCUCGAUCCCUCUCUCGACCGCCGCUUCUUCCGCGGAAGCGCACAUUCUGCCAUUGUGGACAGGCCUCGGCAUUCGCCACCUUGAGGUGUACGCGGAGCCGGCACUCGGCAAAGACUCGCCUCAGGGGCUUGUCCUCGGGCUAGUCGAGGAGAAUGGCGCGCCGAGCUUGAGGAUGUGGACGCUGGCGAGCCUCCUCAACCUGGUCAAGUGGCGAAUAUACGAUCAGGCGUGUCUUAACUCGGUCUCUCUUCCCCUCGGAUCGCGCGCCAGCAAGUGUAGCGCCGACCGACACCCCUCUUCCCUCGCCUACGCCAAGUCGUUCGUCGGGUCGACCUCGCCGAAGCGUCGGAAAGGCAAGAGUCUCGGCUCGCCUCUCCAGCCCACGGCACAUGCGCAUAACGACUCGACAGAGCCGGGCUACCUCUUCGUCGAGACGAGCACACCUGCAGACGUUGGGGCCGAUUCGCCUACGGCUUCUCUCCGCUCUCUCAACCGACUCUCGCUUGCCGACUCGCCAAACGCGCCGCAACCUCCGCCUCUUUCCGACGCAGAACGUCUCGCUACUCCGCUCGACUGGGCUCGCUCUUCUGUACCACUCCCUUUACCGGCGGGAAGCGGCGAGAUCCUCUUCUUCCAGCUCAGUCGUUCGCCUGAUCCCGCUCCUUCGGACGACGAAACCGACUCGCCCGACUCGAGUGACGGCUUUGAGGAUGACCCGGCAGCCUCUCGCCGUCGAAAGACGAAGCAGGACGAGCGAAGUCGGCUUUUCCUCUUCGUUGCGACGCCGAAGUCGAUCUUUCUUUAUGAGAGCCGACCGAGUGGGAGACGGAGCUGGACGCUCACUAAGGAGUACUUCGCCCCGUCAGCCCCUCGUUUUCUCCGCCUCAUCCGCACGACUGGCCAAACACUCCCCGCGCCCUCAGCCUCCUCCUCACUCGCUUCCACGCUUUACUCGCCUGACCUCGCCCUUCUCGUCGGUCUUCCACACCACAGCGUUCUCAUCCGGCUGUGCGAUUCGAGCGUCACCGAACUCUCGCUUCCUCCCUCAUCCACGACGACCGGCUCUCGCAGCCGCUCUUCGUCGAACACCUCGCUCGCCUCGCUCUCCCCCACACACCGCAAGGCGCCUUCGCUCGUACCGCUACUCAAGGAGCUCAAGGACCACCCGGUCGUUGCGAAGGUCGCAAGGUUCGUCGAGGGCGAGAAGGGCGUUCCGGCGGGUAUGAGGGGUGCGGACGGGCCGAUCCCGAAGGGCAAGCGGGUGAAGGACGAGGAAGGAGGACUCGCAUCGAGCACGAGUCUGUCGGCGUCUGCGCAGGGGAAGUGGACAGGCUGCGAGGAGAUCACGGUCGACACUGGUAGACGAUCUGUGCGGCGCCUCCUCCUGCUCACAAAGGGCACGACGACGUAUCUCGUCGCGUCGCCUCUACAUCUUGUCUCGCCAGUCUCGCCCAGUACCGCUCAUUCGGCUCCUCACGUCGUUCCCCUCCAUACCUUCCACUGGCCAACACUCGGCUCGUCGCCCGCCUCUUCUCUCGCGCAUCUCGCCGCCUACGUCUCACCUCUCGAGAACGACUCGAGCUUCUCGCACCUCACUCUUGUCGGCUUCAGCUCGACCGGCUUCAGCGUCCAAGAGCACCUCCUUUCGCACACGGCCGUCGAAGCGGCUUUCACCUCGUUCCCCGUCUCCUCUUCUCACACCUCGACUCUCGCUCGGCUCAUCCUUCCCCUCGACACCCUCCCCGCUCACGCUGCCAACGACGACGACGACCCCGACUUGAGCGACUCGGCGACCCUCGACUUUGGGCGCGAGACAGGGUGGCUGUGCGCGACGAGGAGUGGCGGGUGGGGUGAGGAGUCGACCGGCGUAGCGAGAGGAGGGUACUUGUGGACGCGGACGCAGGGAGAACAUGUCGUCAAGCGGGUCGGCGUGAAGUUGUAG
Rhodotorula toruloides NP11 is the source of this 2667-nucleotide messenger RNA. RefSeq lists its product as uncharacterized. The transcript has 5 exons. Bases 1 to 2667 code for a protein of 888 amino acids. The record is from RefSeq and is a predicted model, not a curated record. NCBI's taxonomy places the organism in Eukaryota, Fungi, Basidiomycota, Microbotryomycetes, Sporidiobolales, Sporidiobolaceae.